Molecule: messenger RNA, 1193 nt
Organism: Galleria mellonella (greater wax moth)
Lineage: Eukaryota; Metazoa; Arthropoda; Insecta; Lepidoptera; Pyralidae
Product: histone H3
Exons: 1
Coding region: 731-1141 (136 amino acids)
Cellular component (GO): nucleosome
Molecular function (GO): structural constituent of chromatin; DNA binding; protein heterodimerization activity
Source: RefSeq, a predicted model, not a curated record
AUAUAAUCACGUCACAGGCUAAAACAUCCACGAUUAUUAUGUACCUAUAUGUCCGACUGAAGAGAAAAUAAUAAUAUAAUAUAUAUUCUUUAUUUUCACUUGAACAAAAGAUAUACCGAUUAGUUUGAUGUGUUGAAAGAGAAAAUAAUUAGCGGUUAAUCGAGUGCAGGAAAGGUACAGGCAAAAAGGUAUACAAGGCAAAUAGAAUAAACAUACACGUACACGUAUAGUAGUAGUAUUAUUAGUUUAAAAAAACAAAAAAGUGGGAUUUCAAUCAUUUUUCUUUAAGAAAAAAUGGAGAUAAUGUUCUGUACGUUGGCAGAUGGUGGCAACGUUUUUUUUUUUUUUUUUUUUUUUUUUUCCUUCAGUAAAAUAAUAUUAUUAUAGAUUAACAAUUAGGUAAGUAAUAGUUGUAGUAGUAGUUAGUAGUAGUCUUCUUUUGUAGCACAAUAAUCAUCACUCACUUGCUCUCCCAUUUGCACACACUUCUGCCCUCGCUCGCUAGCUCUCGCUUGCGGUCGCGCGCUCGCUAUCUCACUCUCACUUCCCCCCCCCCCUAAUCGCGUAACGUCAGUCUCUCUACACGUAUAUAUAUAUAAAGACUGGAGUCGGACUGCAGAAUUUUUAUUCAUUCUGCCAUUCUCGCUGCCAUCGUCGCUCGCGUCGUGAUCGGUAGUGUAUUUGCCUUUGUUUGUUUGUUUGUUUGUGUUUGUGGUUUGUAGAGACGAUCAUGGCACGUACGAAGCAGACCGCCCGUAAAUCGACCGGUGGCAAGGCGCCCAGGAAACAGUUGGCGACGAAAGCUGCCCGCAAGAGCGCGCCGGCUACCGGCGGUGUCAAGAAGCCGCAUCGUUACAGGCCCGGCACCGUCGCCCUCCGUGAGAUCCGCCGCUACCAGAAGAGCACUGAGCUGCUGAUCCGCAAGUUGCCGUUCCAGCGGCUGGUCAGAGAAAUCGCCCAGGACUUCAAGACCGACUUGCGUUUCCAGAGUUCCGCCGUGAUGGCCCUUCAGGAGGCCAGCGAGGCUUACUUGGUGGGUCUUUUCGAAGACACCAACUUGUGCGCCAUCCACGCCAAGCGAGUCACCAUCAUGCCCAAGGACAUCCAGCUCGCUCGCCGGAUCAGAGGCGAACGUGCUUAAGUUUUCUUCAAAUUAAUAAUAAUAAUGAAAAGGCCCUUUUCAGGGCCGCAAU